AUGAGGAAUCGUAUGGAGUAUUGUACGAUACAUGACAUCCACCUCGUAGACUUGAGCGAUCGUGUACCUGAAUACAAUACAUCAGCUCAAUGGGCAAGGUACUUUGGACUGAAAGAGCUACUGGCUGCAGAUCUAGACCCAAACCACUGGCUGAUUUGGUUAGAUUCUGAUGUUUUAAUCACGAACAUAAACCAACGAUUUGACCAAUUAAUUCAUACGUAUGGUACCGGAACCACUGAUCUCAUAAUAUCAAGAGAUCCAAGCUACAAGAAAUGGGUUGGAAGGAAUACUUCCAUAGUAAAUUCUGGUGUCUUCUUGCUACUGCACUCGCAGUGGUCUAGAACAUUUAUAGAUAGGAUGCUGGACUCGAGACACGCUCGUGAUGGAAUGACGGGACUCGUAGAUCAGCGUAUUAUGGCAAAUAUUUUGUUGGAGCAUGAGAACCUGAAAGCCAAACCAAUACAACCACAUGAAACGCACGAAAAGGUGACUGUAGUAGAGAAUAGAGAGCUCAACGGCUUUUGCAGACCAAAUCAAUACUAUAGAGGAGACGUAGGACUAUUUUCUUGGAAGAAGGGGGACUUUAUAGCACAUCUGUCUAGUAUAUCGAGAGCAGAUAGAGUGUUGCUGUUGCCAAAGUUGGUGGAAUAUAUGGGCAACGAAAAGGCUACAGCUGAUGAUAAUCCGUGUCUACCGCCAACGAUGUCUAGAAUUACAAUAUUGUAUAUAACACACGUAGAAGCUAGAAGUAUCAUAUAUCAUAAUAAUGACCCCAUCAUAUUCGGCCUUGAUCCUGUCUUGUUCCUCUCGUACCUUAUGAAACGACUUGCCAAUACUACUUCGCACACUUCGCAUCUCAUAGAUCCAAACGACGCAAUGUUGAUUGCACUCUCCGGACCACCAUGCUCAGGAAAGGACUCUCUCAUAAGCUACCUAGUAUCCCAGCACGAUUUCACUCAUCUUCGCUUACCACCUCCCCAACAUUCCUCAAACCGUCAACUGUAUAAUGAAACAGACGAUACGAUAGCAGAACUAUGCUUUAGCAGUGCUGAAAAGGCAUUAGAAUAUAUAUUAAAGAAGGAUUGGCGUAAGAACUAUGUUCUCUCGCCUAUUGAACGGGUCGUUGAUGCGCUUGACAUCAAGAGGAGGCCAUUUGCGCUUUUGGUUUCUGUAGAGGCUCCUACAUCACUUCGCUAUAAAAGGUGUCGUGAACGAUGUGUGUCAAUAGGUAUAACUCCUCCUACUCUGGACGAGUUCGUAUAUGGUGACGAUCAGCACAUGUAUGGAAGUCUAUUCAUUUCUACCCCAUCAAGUGACGGUACCAUAACUCCACCAACAUCAUAUGACGACGACGACACCACACUCUCCACAAACCUCGCAUCAGCUCUAGCACUAUCAGACUCUCCACGUCCAAACCUCCUCACAGACGAAGCCCCACCAUACUCAAUAUACAACGUUUCAAGCACCGCAGACCUCCACAUACUAAACCACCACCCAACAAUCACCUCCUUCCACCACCAUCUCGCGUCUCUAGACCUCCUCUCACCACACCGUCUGCGUCCCACCUGGGACUCGUAUUUUAUGAAGAUGUGCGAUCUAGCUGCUCGGCGCUCAAACUGUAUGAAACGACGUGUGGGGUGUAUUUUGGUAAAGGAGAAUCGAGUUGUCGCGACGGGGUACAAUGGGACGCCGCGUGGGGUGCUGAAUUGUAAUCAGGGCGGGUGUCCGAGGUGUAAUGAUGGUGCUGGAAGGGGGGUUGGGUUGGAUGAGUGUUUGUGUUUGCAUGCUGAAGAGAACGCACUGCUAGAAGCUGGUCGAGCACGUGUCGAACAUGGUGGAUCUGAUUCUGGUGCUAUCUUGUACUGCAACACAUGCCCUUGCUUGGGAUGUGCCAAAAAGAUCAUUCAAGUUGGUGUUCGUGAAGUGGUCUUUUCGCAAUCGUACGGAAUGGACGAAUUGACUGAAAAACUCUUGUCACAAGCGGGAGUGAAACUGCGACAGUUUGCUCAUGAAGAUUAUAUAUAA
Molecule: messenger RNA, 2025 nt
Organism: Synchytrium microbalum
Lineage: Eukaryota; Fungi; Chytridiomycota; Chytridiomycetes; Synchytriales; Synchytriaceae
Exons: 6
Coding region: 1-2025 (674 amino acids)
Cellular component (GO): membrane
Molecular function (GO): glycosyltransferase activity; zinc ion binding; hydrolase activity
Source: RefSeq, a predicted model, not a curated record